Molecule: messenger RNA, 1099 nt
Organism: Capsicum annuum
Lineage: Eukaryota; Viridiplantae; Streptophyta; Magnoliopsida; Solanales; Solanaceae
Product: probable enoyl-CoA hydratase 1, peroxisomal
Cellular component (GO): peroxisome
Source: RefSeq, a predicted model, not a curated record
CGAUAUAAACAAGAAACACUUGGUUUGAGUGCAAGAAAAAGAAAAAAGAUGGAGAAAUCAUCAGGGCAAAAGCUUAUACUGAUUACUCAGGAACCCGACGGUAUUGCAUGGAUCACUAUAAACCGACCCAAGUCCCUAAAUUCUCUUACUAAGUCUAUGAUCAUCGACCUUGCUCGAAUUUUCAAGUCCCUAGACGCGGAUGAUUCGGUUCGGGUCAUUAUACUCACCGGAUCGGGUCGAUCGUUUUGCUCGGGCGUUGACCUGACAGCAGCGGAGGACGUGUUUAAGGGUGAUGUGAAGGAUAUUGAAACUGAUCCGGUAGCCCAAAUGGAGAGGUGUAGGAAGCCUAUUAUUGGGGCUAUUGAUGGAUUUGCUGUUACUGCUGGUUUUGAGAUUUCUCUUGCUUGUGAUUUGUUGGUUGCUUCUAAAGAUGCUAAAUUUUUGGAUACUCAUGCUAGGUUUGGGAUAUUUCCUUCUUGGGGUCUCUCUCAGAAACUUUCUCGCGUUAUUGGACCCAACCGAGCUCGUGAAGUGUCUUUAACUGCAAUGCCUAUCAAUGCAGAACAAGCUGAGAGAUGGGGUUUGGUAAAUUAUGUUGUAGACAGAAGUGAACUUUCGAACAAAGCUAGGCAAAUUGCAGAAGCCAUCAUCAAGAACAACCACGACAUGGUUUUGAGGUACAAGGCAGUUAUCAAUGAUGGGUUCAAACAAGAGUUGACCCGAGCCCUUGCUCUUGAGAAGGAGAGGGCUUUCGAGUAUUACGAUGGAAUGACCAAGGAUCACUUUAAGAAAAUGCAAAAGUUCAUUGCGGGACGGAGUUCAAGCAAAACUUCAUCAAAAUUAUAGAUAUCACAGAAAUAAAUUAGUUCCCUGGCACGUUUUGUUGAAAAAAAAAAUCAAAUAAUCAUAAAAUUCGCGCCAAUCUGUCUCAUUUUACAAGGCAAUGGUGUUUAAUAGAAACACAAAGGUAUAGAUGUUAUUGUAAUUUCAGUUGAGUGAUGAUGUUGUUAGCAAGCGACAAUUAUGGUCAACCUGCAUGUUUAUAUGACAUUAUGAAGGACUUAUGUUGCAUGCGAUAAUAUUACACGUUCUGUGUAAA